Pogona vitticeps (central bearded dragon) is the source of this 4789-nucleotide messenger RNA. The record is from RefSeq and is a predicted model, not a curated record. NCBI's taxonomy places the organism in Eukaryota, Metazoa, Chordata, Lepidosauria, Squamata, Agamidae.
UCUUUGCUUCUGAAUUCGAAAAGAGCCCCGCCUCUCUGCUGGGAGCUUUCUUCUCCUCUCUUUAGUCUGUUGGAAGCCGGGUUUGCUUGUUUGCUGUUGAUUUUGUUCAGUACUGUAGGUCAUGGAAUAUUUUUUACUCUUUCUCCUACAAAUAUCUCAGGGCAUCGGAGCUGCGAUUCGUCCUCUCCUCUCGGCGUUUGUCUCGGCCACGGAAGGAUCCCCAGCGAAAGGAGAACGCUGAGUCCCUCUUCGCUCAUGAGGGUUCCAGGGCUGCCGGACGGACACGCAAACCCGCUUUCACGCCCCAGAGCAUCAAGGGGGCAACAUGGCCGGAGCGAUGCCUCAGGAUUCGGUAACUUUUGAGGAAGUGGCCGUCUCUUUUUCUCGAGAGGAGUGGGCAUUGCUUACGGACUGGCAGAAGAACCUCUACAAAGAUGUGAUGAGGGACAACUACGAGAUGCUGAACUCGUUAGAUCUUGCUGCCCAUAAGCCUGAUAUCAUCUUAAGGAUUGAGCGGGGACAGGAGCCUUGUGUUGGGAGAUUGCAGCGUUCGAAGGCGAGGGAGAGGCCGAACCACGUCUUCUUGGAUGGUCAGAUCCAGAUUAAGAAGGAAUGCUGUUUUGAGGAAGAUCCAGCAGGACUGCCAGAUCUUGCUGCCCAUAAGCCUGAUAUCAUCUUAAGGAUUGAGCGGGGACAGGAGCCUUGUGUUGGGAGAUUGCAGCGUUCGAAGGCGAGGGAGAGGCCGAACCACGUCUUCUUGGAUGGUCAGAUCCAGAUUAAGAAGGAAUGCUGUUUUGAGGAAGAUCCAGCAGGACUGCCAGGCCAGGCCGUGUACCCAGAACCGCUAAAGGGGACCCUGAGCAAUGGGGCCGUCGGUCAGUUCUCCCCAUGGCCGGGAGGCCAGUUCAGCGCCAACCUUUGCAUGAACAGAAUGGCCGUUCUUCCCCCCUGGCCUAUGGAGCUCAGGUGGCCGAACUGCCCCAUGGUGGGCCAGCAGCCGGCACCCGGGGCCUUUCACGUGGGGCAUCCCAGGGUCACGAGGGACCGUUUCUGGCCUGUGGGUGUUGCUGGAUCCCAACCCGGUGCCCACGAGGAGAUGCUGCUCAUUUGCACCCAGUGUCAAAAAUGCUUCCCGGCCCCUUUAGCUCACGGUCUUUCCCCUGCCGCCCCCGCCCAAGAAGUGACGCAAGUCUGUCCCGAGUGCGAAACCAGAAACGUGAAGGCACCUUCUUCCGCUGGAGCCCAGCAGCAGAGCCCCACUGUGGCUCCGCCGUGCGCCUGCGCGCACUGCCUGGCUGCCCCAAGCAUCCGCCAGAGGGUCCCCAAAGAAGAGCGCCCCUACAAGUGUGGGAAGUGCGACAAGAGCUUCCGGUUUGCGCACGAGCACACCUGGCACCAGAAAGUGCACACUGGGGAGAAGAUCUACAAGUGCCCCGAGUGCGAGAAGGUCUUCCGCCACCGCCAGGAGCUGAUGUGGCACCAGCGGACUCACACCCCGGAGUGGCCCCAUAAGUGUGGGGCCUGCGAGAAGAGCUUCCGCUUCAAGCAGGAGCUGACGUGGCACCUGAAGACCCAUUCCGUGGAGCGUCCCUACAAGUGUCCCGAGUGCGAGAAGAGCUUCCGCUUCAAGCAGGAGUUCAUGUGGCACCAGAGAGCCCACAUCGGGGACCGGCCCUACAAGUGCCCCGAGUGCGAGAAGAGCUUCCGCUUCAAGCAGGAGUUUACCUGGCACCAGAGGAGCCACGCCAGUGAGAAGACGUACAAGUGCCCUGGCUGCGACAAGAGCUUCCGUUACAAGCAAGAGUUUGUCUGGCACCAGCGGAUCCACACGGGGGAGCAACCCUAUCCGUGCGCUUCCUGCGAUUCCACCUUCACCUGCCGGCAGGAAUACAUGCGCCACCAGCGCUUGCACGACGGCGAGAAGCCCUACCAGUGCCCGCACUGUGACAAAACUUUCCGCCGGGGCUCGACCCUGAUCAGGCACCGGCGCAUCCACACGGGCGAGGGGCCCUUCAAGUGUUCGCACUGCGACCGAACCUUCGGGCAGAGCGCGAACCUCAUCAAGCACCAGAGGAUGCACGCCGUGAAGCACGAGCCGGCGGAGAACGUGUCGGAGUGGCCGCCCUGCUUGCAGAACCCGGGGGGCCCCAUCCAGCAGGAGACGGUCAACGUGCUGAGCCUGAAAACCGUCUCCGUAGGGGCCCUUCUCUUGCUCAACCUGCAGGAACCCAAGCAGGAGAAAGACCUGGAUGGCCACGCACAAGCUUGGGAACCUCAGAUGUGAACCCUGCUAUGUUGCACCUUUGCUCAGAGAAGAGAUUCUAGCUUUGAAACAGGGGAUUGGGGUUGCCAGUUCGUCACCCAGCUAUUUAAGGCCGAUCCCCAAAUUCCAGGCAGGCAAAGCUCUACGAUCAAGGUGGCGUCCUCUAAAAGCACAGGGAUGAAAGCAGAUACCGAACGACAAGCCGAUUCUGCCCAUGUCCUUUCCUGCUUCGGAAAAUGGGUGGGUCUUGCUUGCUUCUGGCCCGCAAGCAGAAGGAACCCAGAGAAACACACACACACACAAACCUAAAACAAGUGGUUGUGUCUGUCUGUGUUCAGAGCUGCUCCCCAGCUGGUGGAAACAGAGGGGAAGAUAACUUUCUCGAACCUGGGAAAACUGCUUGCAGAUUUUCUCCUGCAGACAGUGCUGGAUUCGAUGUGUGGGUUCUUCUGGAUCUGAUUCAGAAAGGCACAUAUUUUUAAUUUUAUUGUUUACGUUACACUACGCUAGUUGCAUUAUAUGCUAUUGAGAAUCGGGGCACGUUCAAGCUUCAUUCAGUUGCUACUCUGUUCAGAUAGAUCUUCAUGGGACUCAGGCUAGGGAUUUAGGUAGGGUUGAAGAAUACAUCCAGUGUAGUGGGAUAUUUUUGUAACCUCAAAUUAUGCGCUUAGGUGGCCAAUAUCUGCUCUUGUGUCUUCAAGGACAUCGUAAACGUCUUCCUCGAGAGUAAGCAGACGAUCCUUAGCUUUCAGAACACGGCCAAACAGCCGGGAAAAACCUAGAACCACCAUCCUUAGCUUUCAUCAGGCUGGCUUCCCUUUCUAUCAUUUUGCAAGGCACUCCUUCUGGGUCAUCCUUUCUGUUCCCUCGAGAAUCAGCUUCCCAGGACCCAAAUCUGUCCUUGCAACUUGCUUCCUGAGCCUGCCCUCGCCUGCCGGAAAAUCUGGAGCUUCCUAGAAUUGCUUAUGGAAAAUGCAUUUUGUCCUGUAAUGAAUCCUGUAUUAUUUGCAGGUAUUCCCCCCAGUGGAAUCCAGAUGUUUCGACCUCACAUGGAACUCUUUCCUGCCCCCCCAACAAAUAUUCCUUUUUUGCACACACAGAAAAUCUCGUAAAGAUGAAAACACAGAAUGGCUGCCCUGUGUUUUUUCUUUUCUUUGUUAAAGUUCGGACCUAUCAACUUGACAGCCUCUCCCUCCAAGCAAAGCUGCAUCUUCGGGGAGGGCAGUGCUUCUGAACCGUGGUUUCCUGGGAGAUUUGCUCAGCUUGCCCCAUUGGUUUGGAAACCACAUCCAGCAUUUGAAGAUGGUGCUUGGUUUCCAACCUCCUUUUCUUGUCACAUUGACUCAGCCAGCUGCACCCCUUGGCUUGACUCUCCCAACCUCCCAAUAGUCAGAUUGAAGCUGCGUUGGUUUUUCUUUUGCUGCUGAAUCCUGUGACACCUCAUUUUUGGGAACGCACUGACCCGUGUUGUUUUGAGAAACGACCACUGGAGGAAGCUGGAAAUGUUAGCUUGUCUGCCCUUCACCCUUAUUCCUUCUGAGCGUUGACUUAGGGAGGUUGCAACUGGGAAUGUUGUCCAGGCCCUUGAGUGAUAUAAGUUGGUGCCCCAGCUCAUCAAAACAGGGUCCAGUUGCACGGGACCUUUUUCUGUCUCUGUCUCCCUAUGACGAAUGGGUGCUCCAAAGUUCAGGAAAAGGUGUGGACUGGAGAGCUUGAACAACCUAAUCUGAUGUUCUCCAGCUGCUGUUUUAAUAGCAGCGUGGUUGCAUGAAGCAGCGCUGAUGUAGCAAAUGUGGCCAAGGGAUAUUUACUUCUGCACAACGGGCAAAACAGUAACCUGGCUGAGCCACGUCUGUCCUGAAACCUUUGCUCUCUUGAAGGAAAUCUCGGUCCCACUUCUUUCUUUUCGGAUGUUAUUGUCUUGGCGUCAUCCUGCCUUUCUGUGAAACCCAGCCGAGUGCUAUUUUGUUACCGAAACAAAUAUUUUAAUCUCCGGCUGUGUUGAGAUAAUGUCUUAUGGAAUAUGCAAUUUUAUUUUUUUUUAAAGAGAAGACACGGAAUACAUAAAGCAGGGAGGUGGUUGUUCAGCCUGGUCUAUAGGCACCGUUUUUUUUUCUUCCUGGAAGGGAGCGACUGUCUUUAAAAGCUGCAAGAAUCCCAGAAAUGUAUUGCUAGGUUUCUCUCCAUGCAGGCAACUGCAAUUUGGAUGCCCAUGGCAUGGCUAUUAAAAGCCUAGCAUCCCCCUUUCGCGCUGAUCCCUCCUGCCCAGCCACGUAUACGUUGGCUGGAACCCGCUUCGUAAUUUACACUUAGUGCCAAUUUAUUUAAUUAUCUGGAACUCCGUAAAGCCUAGCUUUUGUGCCCCAUGUGUCUGGGGAAGGGGACUGUCAUCCAGAAAAGCUCACACUGAAAUAAACCUGUUCAUCUUUUAAAGUGCCGCAAGACUUCGGGGGGCGGGGGGCGUUCUUUCCGUUUCACAUGUUAAAAACACAGGAGCCCUACAAAAUAAAAGAGUUGGCAACUUUC